AUGGCCACUGAACCGGCGCCUGCAUCUAUCGCUACAAACCUCCCAACAGAGGUCCUUGUCGAGAUAUUUAGAUGCAUAGAACGCGUCAAACUCGAUCCAACCGUCAUUCGACCCACCGUAACAGACGGUAUUUAUACCAUGGCUCUGAUCUGCAAGAGCUGGUACGGGCCCUUUACAAAAGUGGCAUACGAAACCAUCGAGUUUCCACGCGUCGCAUGCGUAUUUCGGUUUCUCGAAACGCUACAGACAAGCCCUCAUCUUCGACCACUAGUCAAGUCGCUCCUCCUACCUGGCCGAGUUGGCGUCUCGUGCCCCGAGCUGCUGGUCAAAGCAUUUGUAAAGAUCAUUCACCUGGUAGAAUCGCUUGAGCACCUGUAUACGACAUGUCCCUUCCUUAUGGACCCUAGAUUCGCCGGCGAGGGUGCAUACACUGGGAACCACCAUCUCGUCCCAAUCACCCACGGCCGACACAGUCGCCUCAAGUAUCUUUUACUCUAUUCGGAGACGACAAAGGCCUCUGUCUUCCCGUCCGCCAUUGUACACAACUUUUCGCAGCUCACCUUUCUGUCAUUAAACGGUUUCUUCCUACGGGACGACGUGGAUCCGGACAAGGUACCAGUCCUUGAGAAAUUAUACAACUUUCACGCUGUCGGAGGGAACGUGAUGACCCGGAUGGACAAGUGGAUUCGAGCUUGCCCAGUUUUGGGGGAGCUUUACCUCUGCUAUACCGAAAUCCCCAACUCGACGACCGAAACACCGCCAAUUUCUAUACUCGAGACAAACAAAAUCUUUUGGCUCAGUCUCACACAUAUGUUCCCGCAUGCGACGCGACCCUAUAGUGGAUCGUGGCUUGCCCGAUGCUCAUCUGUGCGUGCUCUUCGCACGACAUGGGAUCUCUUUUCAAGCGGGAAAGAGUUUUAUCCAUCCUAUCUUGAGUCGCUUACCCUUGAAGUCGGUCCGAAGGACGGUCUUACGAUGGAUCCAUUCAAAACAUAUCUCUCUGCUCGACCUUAUGUGGGGAAGUUUGACUUGGUCCGAUGUAAGCAUGAGAAUUGGACACGAAAGCAUUCGGAAACGUUGGAGAGGUCAUUCAAAGAGGCCAGUAUUCCGUUCCAAAUACAGGAGGUCGCCUGUAAAUGUGCUCAAAGUACAUCUGAGUGGAAGGAGCGGAGGAUGCUUUUGCCAUCACUUUCUAUGGCGCAUUCACGGCAGGAUAUUGUGAAGGUGGUCAAGUGGGAGUGGUCACGAUUCUGA
Messenger RNA from Serendipita indica DSM 11827, 1254 nucleotides. Lineage: Eukaryota; Fungi; Basidiomycota; Agaricomycetes; Sebacinales; Serendipitaceae. The record is from the annotation of a GenBank genome assembly.